AUGGGCAUGAGACAAAUAAGGUUACCUUCAUUUCACAUAUGUUUUAAACAGCGGCAUAUCCUGGGGCGUGCUCAUUUGUUGCCUUCAUCAUGUGGCCUUGUCUUCACCGCUGUAAGAGGUUUAAAGAUGCAACGAGUAACUCCACAUUGUAUUCCAAGUAAGUUGCCGGUACUGAAUUUAAAGGCGAAAAGCUACAAUCAAGCACUUGCAUUUAAUACUGUUAAAUUCUACUCAACAGCUGACAAUAGGAGCAAAGACAGGCCGCGAAAGAGAAAGGCUACAGAAGUAGCCAAGGAGCUAGAGCCAACAAAUAGUAGCUAUAAGGAGAUUUUACGUUUAUUUCGUCUGGCUCGCCAUGAUUGGAAGCUCCUAGCUUUGGCGAUUGGUCUUUUAACUGUAUCAUCGGUGGUGGGAAUGACUGUACCUAAGGUCAUUGGUAUGGUACUAGAUGCAACGAAGACUGCUCUAACGAGCGAGGAAAAGCCAGUCAAUCUUGACGACUUACCCCCAAUUGCUUAUGGACUUGGUCUCUACGAUUUUUUUGGUUUAUUUGCGGGAGCAUUGCUCUUGGGCACUGUUGCUAACUUUGGUAGGGUGGUGCUCCUGAGGGUUCUGGGCGAAAAGCUUGUAGCUCGACUGCGCUCAAAUGUUAUUAGAAAAAUUAUGCAUCAAGACGCAGAGUUUUUCGAUCGCAAUAAGGUUGGGGAUUUGAUAUCAAGGCUGAGUUCUGAUGCAUAUGUGGUCUCUAGAUCGAUGACACAAAAUGUAUCUGAUGGUUUCAAGGCGAUAAUCUGUGGAGGAGUAGGUAUCGGCAUGAUGAUUCAUAUUUCGAGUACAUUAACUGCGGCUCUUUUCCUCUUUGCCCCGCCGUUAUUGGUAGGUGCCACGAUAUAUGGUAAGAAAAUCAGGGCAAUAUCAAGAGAGUUGCAGCAAGCAACGGGUAAUCUAACGAAAGUCUCCGAAGAGCAGCUAAGUGGGACGAAAACUAUACAAUCAUUCGUUGCAGAAGGCAAAGAAAUACACAGGUAUAAUAACGCUAUAAGAAAGGUGUUCAGUUUUGGCAAGAAGGAAGCUUUAACAAAUGCUACCUUCUUCAGUACAACGGGCAUUAUGGGUGAUUUGAGUUUUCUUAUCGUUCUGGCCUAUGGGUCACAUUUGGUAUUGCAAGGAGGUCUUUCCAUCGGUGAUUUAACUGCAUUUAUGUUAUAUACAGAGUAUUCGGGAAGUGCCGUAUUUGGUCUUUCGAAUUUUUACUCUGAGUUGAUGAAAGGAGCUGGUGCAGCUUCACGUCUGUUUGAAAUGACGGAUCAUAAGCCUUCUAUACACUCUACAAUGGGCUCGAAAUAUAUACCUGGCCCUGGUAGAAUUGAAUUUCAAGAUGUGUCGUUCAGUUAUCCAACUCGUCCCACUAAUCAAAUUUUCAAAAAUCUCAACUUUACUAUUGAACCAGGCUCUAAUGUUUGCAUUGUGGGUCCUUCUGGUAGGGGCAAGUCCACAAUUGGCGCGCUAUUAUUGAAAUACUACAAUCCUACAAGCGGUAAAAUAAGCAUUGAUGGUCAAGAUAUAUCAAAGUUAAGCAGCAAGUCUCUAAGGCGCCAUUUGGGAGUGGUUCAACAAGAACCCAUGCUUAUGUCUGGAUCAAUUAAGCACAACAUAAUUUAUGGUUUGCAGAGACUUCCUGAAAUGGACGAAAUUCGUUCCGUGGCAAAGAAGUGUUUCUGUCAUGCAUUUAUUACACGUUUUCCGGAGGGUUAUGACACAAUUAUUGGUCCAAGAGGGGCAUCUCUAAGUGGUGGUCAGAAACAACGAAUUGCGAUUGCUAGGGCUUUGAUCAAGAAACCUAAAAUAUUGCUCCUUGACGAAGCUACAUCAGCGCUUGAUGUUGAGAGUGAAGGGGCAAUCAACUACACCUUAGGUCGACUAAUGAAAAGUAAAGAGAUGACCAUAAUAAGCAUCGCUCACCGUUUAAGUACAAUUCGCAGGUCCGAGAAUGUCAUUGUCCUGGGAAAUGAUGGAUCAGUUGUGGAAACUGGUAAGUUUAAGGAAUUGUAUAAUAAUGAAGGAAGUGCACUUUUCAAGCUUCUAAAUGAAACAGGUAAAAAUGCAGUCAAUCCCUCCACUUCUGUGCGAGUUUCGAACUUGGAUGGAGCGGAAAGUAAAGAAGGCACAAAUUCUCAAGAUAAGAAGAGUGAAGAAGAAAAGCUCAUCGAGGAACAAGUCCUCGAUCAAGUUCUUCAGGACAUGACUUAUGACCAAAAAUCGUCGUCGCUCAGGCCAUAA
Messenger RNA from Lachancea fermentati, 2280 nucleotides. Lineage: Eukaryota; Fungi; Ascomycota; Saccharomycetes; Saccharomycetales; Saccharomycetaceae. The record is from the annotation of a GenBank genome assembly.